This is a messenger RNA of Sesamum indicum (sesame), 1922 nucleotides long. Its product is annotated as terpene synthase 10-like. NCBI's taxonomy places the organism in Eukaryota, Viridiplantae, Streptophyta, Magnoliopsida, Lamiales, Pedaliaceae. Gene Ontology annotation, molecular function: terpene synthase activity; magnesium ion binding. Gene Ontology annotation, biological process: diterpenoid biosynthetic process. The record is from RefSeq and is a predicted model, not a curated record.
AAAACACGAAGAAAGAUUAAUAGAUGAAUAUGGGUGCCAACAGGGUCUUGAUUCCUAGUACUCUUGAACGUAUCUUGGGAAGGAAAGAGUACUCAAAACGAUAUUGCUCCGCCAUAUCUUGUGCUACUAGUCUCCUCAUUUUAAGGCCUCGCUGUUGCUCCUUUCAACUGCAACACCAUGUUCCAACUCCACGGCGCUCGGGAAACUACGGACCUCCCCUCUGGGAUUUCAAUUAUAUUCAAUCCUUGAACACCCAUUACGCGGAAGAGGGAUACUUGAGAAGGGUUUCUGAGCUGAAAGUGGAAGUGAAGAAGAUGUUGGUGCAGGAGAAAGAAGUAGUGUCGAGGGUUGAAGAAUUGGAGCUGAUUGAUGAGUUGCAGAGGCUUGGAAUAUCUUAUCAUUUUGAUGAUGAGAUCAAUCAAAUCUUGGGUUGUUUGUAUGAUGAGAAAUAUGGAGGGAAGAAUUCUGAGGGCAAGGAAUGGGAUUUGUACACUACAGCUCUUGAAUUCAGACUCCUCAGACAACAUGGUUUUAUCGUCCCUCAAGAGAUAUUUGACUGUUUCAGAAAUGAGAAAGGAGAUUUUGAUCCAAGUCUUGCCCACGACACCAAAGGAUUGUUUCAACUAUAUGAAGCCUCUUUCUUGUCGAAACCAAAUGAAAAGACAUUGGACUUGGCAAGAGAAUUUGCCACCAAUUUUCUGCAGAAAAAUCCUAAUGCAAAGGUUGAUGAGAGUCUGUCGAUAUUGGUACGCCAUGCUUUAGAGCUCCCGAUACAUUGGAGGGUGCAAAGGCCAAACGCAAGAUGGUUCAUUGAGGCAUAUGAAAGACGAUCAAAUGUGAAUCCACUUGUGCUUGAACUCGCAAAAUUGGACUUCAACAUUGUUCAAGCAACGCAUCAAGAAGAACUCAAACACGUCUAUGGAUGGUGGAAGCAAACAGGGAUAGCUGAAAAUCUGCCAUUUGCAAGGGAUAGGAUGGUGGAGUGUUACUUCUGGACCACUGGAGUCUUCUCCCAUCCCCAAUAUAGUUAUCCAAGAAUCAUGACCUCAAAGUUGAAUGCUUUGGUAACAGUAAUUGAUGAUAUAUUUGAUAUCUAUGCUACCCACCAAGAAAUGCAACUCUUUUACAAUGCUAUUCAAAGGUGGGAUGUUGAAGCUAUUGAUCAACUCCCAAACUAUAUGCAAAUCUGUUAUCUGGCGCUCUACAACUUCAUCAAUGAGAUGGCAUAUGAUGUUCUGAAACAACAAGGACUUGUCAUCAUUCCACAUUUAAGAAAAUCAUGGGCAGAUUUAUGCAGAACGUAUUUACAAGAGGCGGAAUGGUACUUGAGAGGGUACACACCAACACUGGAAGAAUAUAUGAAUAACGCAUGGAUUUCGAUAUCAGCUCCUGUGGUAUUAUCCCAUGCAUAUUUUCUUGUAGCAAAUCCAAUAGAGAAGGAGGUUAUUCCGUCCUUGUAUAAGUAUCACGACCUAGUUCGAUAUUCAGCAACCGUUCUGCGGCUUGCAGAUGAUAUAGCAACAUCACCGGAUGAGGUGAAGAGAGGGGAUGUACAGAAAUCGAUUCAGUGCUACAUGAAUGAAAGUGGUGGCAGUGGAGAGGAGGCAGUAGAGUACAUAAGAUUUGUGAUAGGUGAGACAUGGAAGAACAUGAACCAAGAAGCAUUUGCAGGUGAUGAUUCUCCAUUCCCACAAGAUUUUGUUAGAAUUGCAGCUGAUCUUGGGAGGAUGGCGCAAUAUAUGUACCAAUAUGGAGAUGGUCAUGGAGUUCAGAAUUGUGAUAUUAAGACCCGUAUUUCAAGUUCGCUAUUUCACCCAAUUCUCUAGUCCAAAACCCUUACUUUUUUCAUUUGUAUUUUAAUGAAUUCAGUACUUACCUUCAUUAAAAUAAUUGCUUCUCUCUCUCUACAAACCAUUUUAUAA